GCCAAAUUUCAUGUUCAGUGUACAGCAUUGAACUUGAACUUGAUGUGGCGAACUUGAAACUCGAUACGUUCAUUGUCUAUUUACCGUUAAGCUCAGCUCUUCACAGCGUGCCUGAGGACCGAGCUGUUGUAUAAGGCUCAUGCUUGAAUGUUGGCGUAGAGCGUGUCUUGAAGUCUUCCAGCGGAACCUAAGGUCGCACAAUGCAUUGCGUAGAGAAUUCUCCUCUUCAGCAUGCAGGUAUGCUGUCGCUAAGCCGAAGAUAAAUAUGGAGGAAUUCCCAUGUGAUGCUAUCAGAAAUUUUUCCAUAAUCGCUCACAUUGAUCAUGGAAAGUCCACGUUGGCUGAUCGGUUACUCGAGCUCACAGGCACCAUAGACAAGAAGGAUCGGGGUCUCAAUCAGCAAGUCCUCGACAAACUCAAAGUCGAGCGAGAACGAGGAAUCACUGUCAAGGCACAGACUGCUAGCAUGAUUCACACACACGAAGGAAGGAAGUACCUGCUAAACCUAAUCGACACUCCCGGCCAUGUCGAUUUUGCAUGGGAGGUCUCACGAUCAAUGGCGGCUUGCCAAGGAGCUUUGCUUCUUGUUGACGCUACACAAGGUGUUCAAGCACAAUCAAUCUCGGUAUUCCAUAUUGCAAAAGAACGAGGAUUGACAAUUAUUCCUGUAUUGAACAAGAUUGACCUACCUGCUGCCCAACCGGAGAUAAUUGCUGCGCAAAUGCAAUCAACUUUUGGUAUCAAUCCGGAAGACUGUUUACAUAUAUCUGCAAAGAGCGGCAAGGGUGUGGAGAAGGUGUUGGAUGCUAUUCUUGCACGAAUACCUCCUCCGCGGGCGGAUGCGAAUGCGCCACUGAAAGCCUUGUUAUUUGAUUCGUCGUAUGAUCGAUACCGAGGUGUUAUUUCUUUGGUUAAUGUACAAUCAGGGGUCCUACGGAAAGGCGACAAGAUUGCUUCAUGUCAUACUCGCAAGAAGUACGACAUCAUUGAUCUUGGUAUAAUGCAUCCCGAGGAGGUUUCCACAACGAGCCUUAGACCUGGUCAAGUCGGCUACAUUGCUUGCAAUAUGAAGGAAUCCUCCGAGGCACACAUUGGUGACACGCUACAUCGUGUUGGAAGCCCAGUAGAGUCCAUGCCUGGGUUCAAACCUGCUAAAGCAAUGGUCUAUGCCGGUGUCUUCCCUGUGGAUAGUAAUGAUUUCCCUAAGCUCGAAGAGUCAAUCAAGCGGCUAACACUCACGGACCGAAGUGUAGAAGUGACGAGAGAAUCAUCAACGGCUCUGGGUCAAGGUUGUCGUCUUGGGUUUCUGGGAACAUUGCACAUGGAAGUGUUUCGCCAACGGCUUGAAGAUGAAUACAACUCCAGUGUGAUCAUCACUGCACCCACCGUCCCUUACAAAGUUGUGUACAGGGACAGGACGGUAAUGGUUAGCAACCCAACUGAUUUCCCGGAUCCUGAGGCCAUGAUCAAGGUCAAGGACAUUCAAGAGCCUAUCGUCAGCACAACCAUCAUCGUACCUCAAGAGUACUUGGGUGAGAUGAUGGAUCUGUGCUACACCCAUCGCGCAGAAGACCUGGACCAUCGCUACUUGGACAUAUCUGGUGAUUCCGCAAGGAUCAUUUUAACUUGCAUCAUGCCUCUGAGUGAAAUUGUGACCGACUUUUUCGACAAACUCAAGAGCCGCAGUUCGGGUUUUGCUAGUUUCGACUAUGAGGAUGCUGGUUACAAAGCGAGCAACUUAUCCAAGAUGACCUUCCUGCUCAACGGCCGCCCAGUGGAUGCCUUGGCUCUUAUUGUUCACCGGACGGCCGAACAAGAAGUGGGCAGGGCAUGGGUAAAGAAACUUCAUAAAGUCAUCCCACGUCAACUAUUCGAAGUUCCUAUCCAAGCAGCUGUGGGCAGGAGGAUUAUUGCUCGAGAGACACUGUCCGCAUACCGCGCGGAUGUUACGGCAGGACUUUACGGGGGGCAUUAUGAGCGCAAGCUGAAACACCUGGAAAACCAGAAAGAGAGCAAAAAGAAAAUGAAGAAAAUCGGUACUGUCGAGUUGCCACAGGAGGCCUUCUACGAUAUUCUCAAGACAUGACAGUGAUAUAUGAGAGAGGCUGCCUAAUCGCUACAGUCUUCGUCACGAUUUAUAGACAUGUAUACAAUACAAAUUCUAUAAUCAAUAAGCCGGCAACUCAAAGUCCACACGCCCCCUGUCGCAAUCGCUGUUCUCAGCAUGUGGACGGACAAGCCCAGACAGUGCAAGUCGGGCAGUCUAAAUACAUAUGUAGUCGUUGCCUAGCUAUGUCUGGCAUGAAUAUGUCCGAGGAGGUCGCUACCGUGAUGACAAGAGGCCGGAGGCCGAUGUCCAAGAAGUCAAACGAUUACAAUUCAUGGUCGUCGUCAUCAUACGUCUCUUUGAUCAAUCUGUGCAAACACUCAUGAGAAGACAGCCCAAAAUGUACCAAUCAAUGCCUACCUGUAGACAGAUGACGGUGGAUGGUCACCGCUACCGAAGGAAAUUAGAAUGGCAAUGCAAUGGAACUGAGAUAUCAGGAGGACUCACUCGUUGGUGAUAAACACAUCCACCAGCUCGGGUCCGACAUAAUCAUAAUACGGAUUCAAAACAUCCACCUUAUCCACCAAAUUCCCCUCUUCGAAACCUAAUACACUACUUGGGUCCGCGAAGUCUAAGGCUCCAAAGUCAUGGUACAAGUUCC
Somion occarium is the source of this 2708-nucleotide messenger RNA. Lineage: Eukaryota; Fungi; Basidiomycota; Agaricomycetes; Polyporales; Cerrenaceae. The record is from the annotation of a GenBank genome assembly.